ACUCAGUAAUAUAGUUAUUAGGCUCUUAUUUCAUCACUCUCCAUGUAGUCCGUUCAUGGCAAGGAUGUGUAGGCAUUUGGCCAUAUGGCUUCUAAGGCAUCUUAUUUUGGAUUUGAAGGCACCAUCACAAUAUUUUUUUGAGACAAUAACCCAACAGUUAUGUUCACAGGAGGCAGGUUCCAUGAAAAACAUGACAGGCAAAGCUGUUGUUGUGACUACAAAUGAAUUGUAGGUGUCUUUAACACUAGGGGGCAGCAGAUUAAUUUAUUUCGUGUAGCCAUCUUGCAUGUUAGUGGCCUGACCAUAGACACAAAAAGGAACACUGAGAGAGAGGAGGGAUUUGACCGCAGUUGAAGUGGUUGUUCUCAGCCAUUAACAUUCUUUCUAAAUAACAGCAGUUACAUUAAUUGCAGUAUGUAAUAUUUGUACAGAUUAUCAGUAGACUAAAGUAGAUAUAACAAAACUGCAUUCUGUUGUGAUCUUCAGUACAGCUGCUGCCUGCUCUAACAUUUGAAAUCUUGACAUUCAUAGAAAAACAUUUCUCACAGAAUGUAGAACUUCAAACAAAAGCAUUGUUUGUGCUAUGCUUAGUAAUCUUAGCAUUUAAGCUUGAUAAACAUUUCAUCAUUUAAAACUUCUUUUAUUGUGUAAUAGCUGUUUUGAUGUAGUACUUCCACUAAAAUAAAAAAAAAAGCAUGACUUCCACUAAAAUAAAAAAAAAAGAAUUUUUUUAAAGCAUGACAUAGAAUCACAUGGCAUAGAACAAAAAUAUUGUCAUUAAGAAAUCAAGAUCUUACGAAUAGCCAAAUUGAUUUACCCAUUUUUUAUGGGUUUUGCCAAAAAUGAGGUUAAAAAAUGCCAAAUUAUUUUUUUUCUCUAUUUACUAUAAUGACACGAAUGCAUGAAUAUUGGGAUAUAUCAUGAAAAUAAUGCUCUAAUCCAUAAUGUGUGAUCUGUGUGAAGUACCAGGAAGGGUUUCCUUGUGGAACAGACCAGCACCAGAUGAAGGCUAGAACUCCAGCAAGUCGCAUGCCCAGGAUCUGUAGAUGGUAGUGGACUAACAUGCUAGACUUUUAGACAUAUUGUAAAAGUGUUUCAAAUAUGAUUUAAUUUUUAACGGGUCUGGGAUAGGUGAUACGUAAUGUGUGUCAUGUCUGUAUUUGUUGAUCCUUGGGACUUGAGUCCUCUCUGAGGUAAGAACAGAUACAGUAACAUCAUUGGCUGUUUCAUGUUCUAUUUUAUUUUUCUUCUUCUAAAUGACUUGGUAAAUACAUGGUACAGUCUAUCCCAGGAACACUGGGCACUAGUCAGGAAUGCACCCUGGAUGGGACACAACUCAAUCCCAAAGCAUUAUGCACAGGUUUAUAAUUUUGUGUCACUAAACCUCCUACUGGCAGGAGGUUGGAGGAGACUGGAGAACCUGGAGGAAACCCGCACUGACCCUGGGAGAACAUACAAAACUCACACCUCCUGCCAGCAGCUCAGGAUCAAACCAGGGACCCUGGAGCUGUGAGGAGACAAACACCCAUUUUACGCUAAGUGUGUGAUGAUUUAGGCAUGUCGCAUGAAGGCUCCUAAAUUGAAGACUAUAAAACUCUAUAAGCUAACUUUAUACAUGGUUGCUUGAAUGUAUUUGAGGUUAGGAAAAAAAAAAAUCCCAUUUCAUUUUUUCUUUGAACGAUCACUUGAAUGAAAAUGCUGAUUUUAGGGAUUUAGAGAUGAUGAUAAUAAUGCACUUUAUUUAUAGAGCGCUUUUCUUUCAGCUCAAAGUGCAGUGCAAUCAAGUAGUAAAUUUAAAUUAGUGAAAGUAAUGUAAGGGAAUGCACAGGGCAAAAUAAAACUUGGAAGUACAAAGAAGAGCAUAAGGACAUAAAAAGGAGGUGAAAAGGAGAAAAUUAAAUUAUACAAAGUAAUGUGAUAGAAUGAAAUAGGAGAUGAAGUAGAAAUAUAGAAUAGAAUGAAACUAUAAAUGCCAAAACAGAGGCAGUACAUUCAAUUAAACUCCAGUCUAAAAUGAUACAGUUUCAGGGUCAUGGCAAAUUGUAACGUAGCAGACAAACACUGCUAGAGUCCAGAAUGUCAAACAGCAGUUAUUUAGGGGUAUUUGUGAAAUAGUGGGGAUGGAAAAUCUCUCAAAAGGCUCCACAGUUUUUUUUUUUUUUUUUCACACUACUGAAAAAAUAACCCAGCUGUAAAGGUGUGGAAAUGUCUGUCACACAAAAACCCACAAGUGAAGCGAAAAACCUGGGAGAAAGCUCGUGUGAAAGUUCUGUGUGAAAAUCACCUGACACGGCAUAAAACCACAGCUCACACUUUGAUCCUGUGAGGUUAUUUUUAAAACAGCAGGUCUUCUGAGCUAACUGCAUGUCAUUUACAGGAUGUGUAUGAGCUUUCAGUCCAUUUCCUUUCUUAUCUUUUUCAGCAUGUUUCAUAUGUAAAGUGAAACAUAUGUAAGGAGUAUUGAAGUGGCUUUAUGUCUCUUGACAGGAUACUUUGCAGUCAUACGGCUGCUGAUACAAUGCUCUCAUGCUUCCUGAUAUAGCUAUGUGUUAUAGUUGCUCAUUAAAAGGCCAUUAAAAUAUGCCUACUGAAAGGACAAAUUAUAAAUGUUAUAGUUUCUUGAUCAAAAACAACUUUGGGCCGUCACCUGUUAUUGUCUUGGCCCUACCUCUGAACUAAUUGAAUAGCCCUGGUGUAAAAUAUUAAUAUUGUUAUAAUAAAUAUAACAUUGAGUGUAUAUUAAACCAACAACAAACUUUAAAAAAAGAGAACAAAACAAAAUAAAAAUCAUAAAGCACUGUUUAAAUACCAUUCACUGUUCAAACGGUCCAUAUGAGACCAUUUUUAGGACAGUUGGGGAAGGAUUUUUUUGGGCAGUUUUUAGUUAUCUGUGCUGCUGUGUUGUCCAUUAAGCUCCUUUUUUUUUUACACAGCUUGACCAGCUGGCAAAGGUGCUCCAGCGUGACCCGCUCAGCCUGUGUUCUGGCAGCUGGUAGCUGUUCACACUGAGCUGCAUUUCAGCAGGAAACUGGUCUGGUUUUGUUUUUUUAACAGAAAGGUGAGGUAAAUAUUAAAUUAUGGGUCAUCUUGAUUUUGUGUAUUUAGGUGGGUGUUGUUACUGGAUACAUAACAAAACCAGAGCCAUUUAUUUGCAUACAUAGGAUAAAGACAGGCAUAUAUUAUUUUAAAAUUUAAAAAUUUCUAUUGAAUUUUAAGGUUCUGUGGUCACAUUUAAAUAAUCCUUACAGGAGUGAGUUUGAGCAGUCACAGUUGGGGCUGGUGAGGUAACACUGACUUGGUGUAAAUAUAUAAUAGGUUGUUAAUUAUCCCAACUUUCUAUACUGCACUUAUUAUUUCAAAUAGAAUUGUUAUGAAGUUAUACUAGCAGAAGAUAAAUUAUGUGCCUUUAUCAUUUUUGCAACACAGUUGUUUGUUUGUUAUGAAAAAUGUUUUCAUUUUUAAACUGGGUUUAAUUAAUCAACUGAUGCAUCAAUCUGACUCCCACAAAGAAUAAAACUUUACCAUUUUACUAAAAUAAUUAGCAUUUACAAAAAACUAACAUUUUAUUAAAAUCACUUUUUCCCAUGAAAAGGCAUAAAAGUUGUCAUCUGGCUGUGGAAGGAUUAAAAUGUUCAUGUAAUGAAUAUGUGAUCUGAAAAGCCACCAUUAUGUUGUAGCUGUUGUGAACAGCCCUCACUGCAAAACAAUACAAAACAAUAUCUAAACCAUUUUAAGCUUGAAAUGUGUAAAACCAAUCUAAUCCAAUAGAGAAAUAUUAGGAUUUAUAUUUUUAUUAUUAAACUGUUCUUAUAAUCAAGAUAUUUGCUAAAACUAAACAAAUAAGCUUGCGCUCUAGCUUGCGUGUCGCUACGGAAACCUUCCGCGCGACGCUACUUUCACGUGCCUGCUUGUUACCAAGGCAACCUACGUUUAAACACAAACUGGCCGUUAAGGUGAACGUGUAGCUAAUUUAAAUAUAAUUCCUGGCGUAUUUUUAGGAUAUCGUUCUGUCAGAGACCUACACAAAAACAGUGAUGAAUCUGACUAAGCUAAUCAGCGAGCCAAUAAAAGAGCUUAACCCCGAGGCAGACCAUGGAAAGCUGCGCAGAAUCAGAGCCGAGGAUCUGGAGUGGUCUUUAGCUGUAGUGUCUUCACUAACACACCUGUGUCUUGAACACAUCGUACAAAAUUUUGAAGAUAAUCCCAUUGUUGAGGAACUCCUGCCCAAACAUAAGACUUCUGUCCUGGAGAAGCUGCCUCCAACUCUACCUCUGACCAUAACAGCAAACCUGAUCAGUGACGAGGGCUACUGGAAGCGUUGCUGUCAGAGCCGCUGGAACAUCUGUGAUGCCUCCGAAUAUGGCAACAGCUGGAAGCGCAUGUUCUUUGAACGCCAUCUAGAGAACAUCAUCGAACAUUUCGUCCCAGACGUGACUGACAACAAAUCAGUGCUGGAGCUUGUGCCACUGUGCAGAGACUAUGUGAAGCAGUUGAGGAUGUCUCAGCUGCUGCCCCCAGUCAAGGAGCCGCCAACAUUUGAGGAGACCGACGGUGCGGAUUCGGUCAGCGAUCUUUACACUAAUGGGUCCUCAAUGGAUCACUUUGACUUCCGAAUUCUGCUGGACAAAUUGAGCAACCUGGAAGAGCUGCAGUUGGUUUAUUGUGUAAAAAACUGUGGAAUGAACUUUGAGUGGCAUCUGUUUCAGUUUACCCUCCGUGACUGUCAAUCAUUGGCUGAGGCGGUGAAAUCCUGCAAAUCCUUGAAGGUUCUCCGAAUCCAUCGGAGCAACAUGGAAGAUGAGAAGUGCCGCAUGCUGGUAAACCACCUGCUGGAUCAUUCAUCCCUGGUGGAGCUCGACCUCUCACACAAUCUCAUAGGGGAUCGAGGGGCGAGAGCCAUCGGCAAACUCCUCAACCGCAGCUGUCUGGAGACGCUGAACAUUUAUGACAACCGGAUCAGUGGACAAGGAGCACAAGCCUUAGCCCAUGCCCUCUCCAGAAACACCUCCCUAGUGUCACUCAACUUGAGACUGAACCAGCUAGGGGAUGAAGGUGGCCAGGCUAUAGCUCAGGCCCUGCUAAAAAAUCAGACUCUGGUAAAACUUCAUUUAGGGGCCAACGAGAUGACGGAGCCCACAGCCACAGCAUUCUCACAGGUCUUAGUACAGAAUACGACACUGAGGAACCUCAACCUGUCCUGCAACAAACUGGGAAUGGAUGGAGGGAAGGUCCUGGAAGAAGGAAUGUCGCACAACAGCAGCCUGCUGGAGUGUGAUAUUCGCCUUACUGAAAUUAGCCUGGAGAGCGAGUACUGCAUCCGUGAGGUACUGUGCAACAAUCAGGACAAAGCCCGGCGCAAACACACACAGGACACAGCAAACACCAAAUAAACCACUGUUUGAGAUGCAGCUCAUUUGUUAAAUAUCACACUGAGAAAAGGACAUUUUACUAGGAGCACUGUGUAUGUGCACUGAAUAUCUAAAAUAUUGUCACAAAAAAAGGCUGUAAGUACAAUUUAGAUAAGUUUUGACGUGAUCUGCAGUCCUGAAUAAUAAUGCAUGUCUGUAUUUAAUUCUAGCAUGCAGGUACUAGUAAUGAACUCAUGCACUAUAGCUCCCAGUGAAAAAACUGCAGUCAAAAACAGUGCUGAUGUGGUGAGUAAGAGUCUCAAAAAGAGAGUAAGGAACAUUUAUCACAAUGGAGUGAGGGGCUGAAGCACAGAAUGGAGACAGAUGCUGUGAAUAUCAGCCUGAAAGCCUGCAUGCCCACAUGAGCCCAGCCAAUCUGUUCGGUUCAUUUGAAAACCAUCUGAAAGUUGCUUGCAUUUAUUUUAGGCACCAUGAUCACCUGCUGACAUAAAUUUGAGUUCUAUAUUCCUCUGUCAGUUGAAGCAAAUCAAUUUCUUGUU
Molecule: messenger RNA, 5908 nt
Organism: Pangasianodon hypophthalmus (striped catfish)
Lineage: Eukaryota; Metazoa; Chordata; Actinopteri; Siluriformes; Pangasiidae
Gene: drc5
Product: t-complex-associated-testis-expressed 1
Exons: 5
Coding region: 4035-5390 (451 amino acids)
Biological process (GO): flagellated sperm motility
Cellular component (GO): sperm flagellum
Molecular function (GO): protein binding
Source: RefSeq, a predicted model, not a curated record